Messenger RNA from Daphnia pulicaria, 513 nucleotides. RefSeq lists its product as uncharacterized. The transcript has 4 exons. NCBI's taxonomy places the organism in Eukaryota, Metazoa, Arthropoda, Branchiopoda, Diplostraca, Daphniidae. The coding region runs from base 1 to 441 and encodes 146 amino acids. The record is from RefSeq and is a predicted model, not a curated record.
AUGGAUCUGUACUUCUUGAGUUCACCUCAAACACCUCGUCUGACGAAGAAAAGACUCACUGAAAAUGAUUCUGCCAAUAAACACGUACCGCCUCCUAUUGAACACACAUGUCAAGAAUCUCUGGUUUUUUCGUUUAAACCUCAAAGAAAAAGGAUGGACCAUAACAUCACCGCACACUUUAGUGAAAUAGAAACGUCUAAUCACCCAAUGAAAUCCAUUAUUUUUCCAGUGGAGGAUGGAACAAAAUCAGCUUUGACCAAAUCACUCGAAAAGUUCAAAAAAGAAGUCAACACAUUUUUGACAGAAUGCAUUGAAAAGAACAAAACAACUUCAUCUCAAGUUGACAGUUCUGCAGUAAAUGAUGAAGAACUGGAGAGUGAUGAGGAUGACAAUGAAAACAUGGCAUCCACAAGACCAAACAAGGUUCCUAAAUUAGUGUAAUGUAAUUGACAAAUUGAGUGUGUGUAUUUAUUCAGGAAUCUGGAAAAUAUACUUGUUCCUUUUUGCAUAUUA